AUGCACCCGAAAGGAUCAUGUGAUUUUCUAGACCAGUGCACGAGCAAAUAUCCGAGUCGUUUGUUCAAUGUCACUCCCGAAAGAGACUCUACUCCAGUACGACGGAUAGCCUUCGCUUUGGAAAAUAUAAUUGACCAGUUGGGAAAGCCUCUUGUGCCUUCCACGCAGUCUCUAGCGCAAGCAUUAGUGUACAAGUUCAAUGGGCCCCAUCGUCGUCAGGGAUUCUGGAUGAUUUAUAAAAACCUCUCACGAGCUCUGCGGAAAUAUAACGGAGAAGACCUCUUGACCAAGGUUUCAGAUUUGCAUAAGAAAGCAACUGCAAGUGGUGCAGGAUUCUAUAUGCCGACUGUGGAGGUUUUGCGUUACAUAGGUGCGGCCUAUUUGAAAAGGCUGUUUAGACUUCAGCAGAUUCGGGAUUUAUGUGUUCGUACUGCUCACGUAAUAAUGGGACAGCUGGAGUUGGGUCAUUGGGUAAGUGAGACCCUUAUACUAGAACGGCCACCUUAG
This is a messenger RNA of Cooperia oncophora, 507 nucleotides long. The record is from the annotation of a GenBank genome assembly. NCBI's taxonomy places the organism in Eukaryota, Metazoa, Nematoda, Chromadorea, Rhabditida, Trichostrongylidae.